Chironomus riparius is the source of this 4844-nucleotide messenger RNA. The record is from the annotation of a GenBank genome assembly. Lineage: Eukaryota; Metazoa; Arthropoda; Insecta; Diptera; Chironomidae.
CUCAGUUUUGAGAGAAGAGUCGCACAGAGAUCAAAUUAAAAAAUUUCGUCAACGAUGCAUGCAUUUGUGAUCAGUGCGUUGUGGAAAGAGAAUGAAAGUCUUGUUUAUUAAGUUUAUUUUAUUACAAUUAUUCAUUGACUUUUCUGAAGAAUUCAGUUAUGAGCUUGAAAGUAGGCUCUUGUUUGAGCUUGAUAGUGGAUGUAAAAAUGUUGAUAUUCGAUUUGACUACCGGUAUUUUGAAAACUUAAAUAAUUGCAAAACAGUUCAUGGAUACUUGAGGAUUUCUGAUAUGGAUAUACCUUUAAAUAUUUCUUUAAGUUUUGAUCUAGUUGAAAUUACUGGAUAUAUGUUAAUUGAAAAUAUCAGUGGAUUAAAAACAUUAGGAACUUUAUUUCCAAAACUCUCAGUUUUGAGAGGAGAAAUUCUUCAUCAUGGCUUCGCAUUACUGAUAACAAAUAAUAAAGACCUUGAAAAUAUUGGCUUCAGUUUAAUGACAUAUAUUGGAAAUGGGAAUGUCCUCAUUCAAAAUAAUCCCAAAUUAUGUUAUAUAGAAAGUGUCGAUUGGAUGGAAUUGAGAAAAGGAUUGAAUGUCACUAAAGGGCAUUUUAGAAUAAUAAUCAAAACUGUAGUGAAUCAUGUAUAAAGUGCUGGGCUGAUGAUAUUCCACAGAAUAUUUGUGAAGAUUGUGAGUCAUGCUUAAUCAGUGAUCAAAGUAAAUGUUGUGAUCCUCAAUGCAUUGGAGGUUGCAGAAAUAGUUCAAUCGAUUGCAUAGCUUGUAAAAAUUAUAAACAUACAGUUGAAAAUGUUACAGCAUGUUCUGAAUAUGAGCCAUUAACUUUCAAACUAGAAAACUACUUCCUAAUUGAUGGAUUAACAUGUGAUGCUAUGGAUAGGAUUCAAUUGGAUGGUGAAUGUUUGAGAAAAGAUGAAUGUCCAAUUUAUGAAAAGCAUUUUCUUAUUGAUGAACAAUGCACGUUUUGUCAUAACUGUUCGAAAAGCUGUUCAAUCAAAUUAAAUAACAUUAAUGAUUUAAAGAACAUAUCAGAAUGCAACUUAGCAGAAACCUUUCAAAUUGAAAAUUUAGAAGAUAGUUUUGAUGAGGAUAUUAAGGAACUAUUGACUGACAAAUUUCAAACUAUUGCAGAAAUUGAAAGCUGCUUAAUCAUUAGAAAUUCAUCAGGAAUCACAAAUUUUAAUUUUUUAAAAAUGCUGAGAAGAAUUUCUGGAAAUAUUGAGGACCCAGAUUGUUUUAUCAAUGAAAUUCCAUAUUCUGUUAUUAUUGAAGACAAUGAUAAUCUACAAGAAGGGUUUCGUUAUGAUUUUGAAGUGAUUGUACGCAAUGGAGUGUAUAUAAGAAAUAAUAGGAAUCUUUGUCAAACUGAUGUUCGAACAUUAGCAAAGACAUUUAAAUCAUUCAACUUUGAUUCUUUCAACAGAUUACAAACAGAAGACUGCAAUCAUCCAAAGAUUAAUAUUCAAACGUUUUCUAAAGAUGAUUCCAUUUUAUUGUUGACGGAUUUAAUAAAAUCAAAAAACAAAAUUCAGAUUCGUUUUUGGGAAGAUGACAUUGAGGAAGUUACGGAAUUAAGUGAAAGUUUCUACGAGAUCGAUAACCUUGAGUCUAACAAGACGUAUCCUUUUAAAAUAGACAUAGUUGAUGAAGACGAUCAAAUUAAUUACAGCACAAAUUAUCAAUUCUUUCAAACGUCAAAAUUUGAUGAAAUAAUUACAAACUGGGAAUCAACAAGUACUUCAGAUAGCAUUACUAUUACUUGGGAAUCAGCAACAUCCUUUUCAAACUUUCAUGCUCAAAACAAAUUUGGAAACUUUUUCUACAUAACAUAUAAAAGCUUGAACACAAAAUUUUGCGAUGAUACAGCAUUCGAAGAAGUUUUAGAAAAUGAAUUGCAAGUAGAAAGCACACGAAAAUUUGGAAAUUACUUCUUUAACAAUCCAAUAAAUGAAAAUGCUGAUUUCAAGACUUUAGAUCAUAAAAUUGUAGAUGGAACAAAAAACUUUAUCAAUAUAACAGAUUUAGAGAAUUCAACUUGCUAUCGAUUCGACAUUUAUCCAUGCAGGCAAACGAACAUUUUAAUGUGCAACGCACAGGUUAUACAUUUGGAAGCAACUUUAACACCAACAACUCAAGAAGAAUCAAAAUCACCAUCAAACUUUAUUGGAUUUUCGAUAUUUGGGGUUUCAAUAAUUGUUUUAAUAAUCUUUUUGUUCUAUAAAUUUGGUCUAAGGCCAAUUAAGAAUUCCGAAACACACAUAGAGCUUGUGAAUCAAGGAGGCGUAAUUGAUGUUGAUCAGUGGGAGCUUGAAAGAGAACAUAUUGUUCAAAUAAAAGUUUUAGGAAGUGGCGAAUUUGGGGUUGUUUACAAAGGAUACAUAAGACCAAAUGAAGAAAAGUUUUAUGCCAUUAAGACUUUAGCACCAUUUAAAGAAGCUUUUGAGGACAAUUUCAAAAAGGAGGCACAAAUCAUGCGAAGAUUUAAUGCACCUCAUGUAGUAAAGCUGAUUGGAUACUGUACAAAAGAAAGGCCUUUGUUAGUGGUUAUGGAAUAUAUGAUGCAUGGUGAUUUAAAAAAGUUUUUGCAACGAAAUCGUCCAAUUGAGAUUCAUGACAAAAGUGAUGUUCCUACUCAAAAAGGAAGCUACACAACGGUUGCUAAAGCAGUUUUACAUCCAAUAAGACCUGUUCAUCAAAUGGCAAUUGAAAUAGCUGACGGAAUGCUAUAUCUUGAAGAUAUUAAGUUUAUUCACUGUGACUUGGCCUGUCGUAAUUUGAUGGUGAACGAGAACUAUACUAUUAAGAUAGGAGAUUUCGGAAUGGCAAGAGAACUUUAUCAUACAGAUUACUACAAACCAGGAAGUCGAAAUAAGAAAAUACCUUUAAGAUGGAUGGCUCCAGAAGCUUUGGGAACAGACGAGAUACUUCCACGAUACACAAGCAAAUCAGAUGUCUUUAGCUAUGGUAUCGUGCUUUUUGAACUUGUGACUUUCUGUGAUACACCAUAUGCAGGUUGUCUUGAUGAAGAAGUCAUAGUAUUUAUAAAAGCAGGAAGAAUAUUAGAUCAACCAAAAGAUUGUAACGAUAACAUUUACGAACUUAUGAAAAGAUGCUGGCGUUUUGAUCCAAAUGAAAGGAUUGAUUUUAGAGAAGUGAUUAAAUAUCUGCUUGACAAUUUUGACAUUCCAAACUUCAGUAAUUCAUCAUAUUAUCACACACAUGAAUUGGGUAAUGAGUAAGUUCCUUCUUCAUUUUGGUCUAAUGCCUCUUUUACGACAUCGAUUGCAACAACAUCCACAACACCAAACUGGCAAUAUCAGAGCCAUUAUUAAUACGAACAAUAGAAAGGAACAAACUAGGAACAAAGUAAGGAUUAGAAAUUUUAUUAUUUUACAAAUUAAAUUUAAAAUUACGUGUUGCGAUGUUGGCUGGAUUUUUAAUUUCUUCCUUGAAAUUUAUUAUAAAGUCGGGUGUCAUCUAUGACUUUUUGUUAAGCACUAACGAAUAAAUUGAGUUGUAUAGAUUAACAGUAUAUUUUGUUCUUCAUCAAAUAUUUAAAUAGGGCAAUGCAUGCAAUUAGAGAAAAGUGUGAAUGACUAAGGAUUUGAUUGGUUUAUUACUGUUAAUAUAUUGAUUUUCACAGAUAAUUGCUUCUUUAUGAAUGGCCAAUAGUUUAGCAAAACAUUAAACAACGCAAACAUAAUGUUGAGGUAUUAUCCGAAUAUUUACCUAAAGAUUAUCCCCCAUUUAUAAAUCAUGGCAGUGCUUUAAAUGAUUGAUGACAUCUGUAAAAUUUGAUUAUAAUAAUAUUAAUAUUAUCUUUAUUACAAACUAACACAAAAAUUAAUGGAUCUUGCACAUAAAACGCUUUUAUACAAUUUAAUCGAAUCUCCUUUUAUAAAAAGAAAUGAUCGUCAUAUUAGUUACAAAAAAAGACAUAAAAUUGGAAAUUAUCGAAUCAAAUUUUUUAAAAUAGAACAGAACAUUAAAAGUAAAAACGAAUUAGUUUCGUCGCUUAAUGGAUAUCUUUCCGCUACUUAAUUGAUGUAGGUAAAUACGGAAUUUGCUACCAUCAUUUGCUCUUUUAACCAUAAUCACUUCAUUUCCUACAAUGGCUGAAAUGUUUGCAGAAAAGCGUGAAACAUCAGUACCUUCAAUAUAAACGGCUUGUCCACGAUGAUACCAUCUUCGUUCAUACAGUAACUUUCCAUCUUCAAUUCUCGUCUCCACGGCAUGUCCAUCAAUAUUAUAGCCCAACAUUAUGUUGUUGCUAUUACCGACACUAUUGUUCAUCAAUGUCGAAUUUUGAGAGUAGUUUCUCAUACUGUUGUUGUUAUUACUAUUAUUAUUAUUAUUAAUUAUAGAUUUCCCUCUUGAUAUUAAUUUGAGAUCAUAUUCAAUUUCCUUAUCGUCAAGUUGAAACACCAGACUAGAAGCUGGGCCAUUACCCAUCUUACGUCUCUUUUCAGUAACAGGCACUGGAUCAUUUGGUCUUCUUCGAAGUUUACGAGUGAUUGUUUGCCUCAUCUCUCCAGAUUCAAUAAUUUCCAUACUUGUUCUUUCACUUUCAAUCAUCUUUUUCUUAUCCUCAAAAUCUGCUAAAAGAUUUUCCUUGAGAUCUGCUUUCUUCUCCUCAUAUUCUUUAACUGCUGCAUUCUUCUCAAGUAUAUAGUCUUUCUCAACACAUUCAAUUAAAUAGUCACGAUAAUAGCUGUUUAGUCUUAACCGAUCAUGAUAUUGACGUUCUAAUUGUUUUAAUCUACGAAUUAAUUCUGGAUGAGUUCCUGCUUGUACUUCCUCUAAUUGCUUUUUAAGAUUUGCCAGCUUAUCU